Folsomia candida is the source of this 3245-nucleotide messenger RNA. Its product is annotated as folate-like transporter 2. The record is from RefSeq and is a predicted model, not a curated record. Lineage: Eukaryota; Metazoa; Arthropoda; Collembola; Entomobryomorpha; Isotomidae. Gene Ontology annotation, cellular component: plasma membrane. The transcript is spliced from 6 exons. Gene Ontology annotation, molecular function: vitamin transmembrane transporter activity. The coding region runs from base 1374 to 2900 and encodes 508 amino acids. Gene Ontology annotation, biological process: vitamin transport; transmembrane transport.
UUGGCAGUCGUUCGGUAUAGAUUUUUUCCGUAUUUUCACACAUUUCUCUCCGAAAGUGCAUAGACUGAACGGGAUAAAUCUGUCAUCUGGAAUAGCAUGUCCCAGUGGGCAAGGUGUUCAUUACAUUCUCCUCUCGUUUGCACACUUUCGCAAUAAGCCACAAUCAAAAUUAGUGUAUAUAUACUCGCCUACAUCAUUUUUCGUUAGUAUUAUUUAUACGGAUUCCACAUUAGUUGCACAUAUGCAGUACAUGCACAACGUUUAUAUUGUGUCGUGUACAUACAUAUAUCAAGUGUCAAGGUCGUUUACUCGAAUAUAAAAUGUAAAAGUGGCCGCGGAAAAAAUGUGGACUUUAAAAAUGUAAAAUGUCAGACAAACUAAAGUUCGUAGUCUUUGAAGGAAAAAGAGUUAAAAUUUGCCGACUUAUUUUCAUACUGUCUAUGUAAAAGUGUUGCAAAAAAAAACACCACAUAUUUAAUGUACGAUUAGUAUUUUGUACUUUGUACCCAAUUAUGAAACAGAGUGCACUUUAAUUCUUUAUCUAACUUGUAGAGGAUGUGAAAAAGCUGACAAUGUCCCCACCAAAUCCACCGGCACUGUUCGCCACUCAAUAGGUAAACCCAUCUCCCACAUUCUUGCCUAGCCUACCUGUGCCUUCUUCGCUUGCUGGAGAACCGGUUACUAACUCGCACAUAUACCUGCUCCACUAGUGAGCCCACUGUUCUUGUCCACCUUGUUAGAAUAUUCACCAAAUAGUAAGGUACUAGAUACACAUACAUACAAACGUCAUUUUGUGGUAUAACAUAUUUUGCCCAAUUCUUGUUAAAGAGAUUACAAAAUUAAGAGUCACCGAGCAAAAAAAAAGUUGGCAAGGUUUCGCUCCAUUCCUCUACACACAGUAAAGUCUCUGUCUGGAUGUGUAUGUACAGACUAGGGGCCGCUCAUGAAGGUUGUGACCACAGUUAUAGAGAAUUUUGACGCAUUUCCUGCUACAUGAUUAACCCCGCCCUUUUUGCGCAGUCCCCCACAAAGAAAUAAAACAUUAUUGCGCUCACAAUAAUGCAAAGGAUGUGGGCAAUUAAGGCGUUCGUCCAGGAGCGAGUGAAGUGCAUUGAGUAGGCGAAAUCUUAUCAUCAACCCUGCCAAGACCAAGACCAGUUGUGACUGAAACGUGAAGCAAGAAUGGUGCAAAAUUAAUGUGUGUGGUGUGCGAACUUUUCCUAACAUGCGAAUUUAUGCAUGUGAAGUGUAACUUUUCGCGAAACGUUUUUCUACAUACAGAAUAUUUAUGAGUAUUCUCUUGAAGUUUCCGGCUGUACUAGAAACGACAUAUAUCAAAUUUGUGAGAAAUAUUAAAUCAAAAUUUCAUCAUCAUGAAGGGCCGAUGUAAAUGGAAAGCCGCAAUUUUGGUGCUUAUCAUGGUCGGACUUUUCAAAGAAUUCCGUCCCUCUGGACCAUUCCUCGUCGACUAUGCCGUCGACCAUCAGAACUUCACGCAAGAACAGAUGGUACACGAAGUCCUUCCGGCCACGACGGGGACGUACAUCGUGUCCCUGUUUUUCCUCACCAUGGUGACGGACGCUUUCUCCUACAAGCCCAUCAUUGUGAACUCCGGGGUGUACAAUUGCAUCACGUGGGCCAUCACCAUCUGGGGGUAUCACAGCAUUAAUAUGGCACGGCUCCGCCAAAUCUUCUACGGCAUUUCCACCACUUGUACGGAAGUCGCCUAUUUCACCUACAUGUACGCCAACAUUGAGAAAUGCGAGUAUAAAAAGGUCACGUCCUACACCCAUUCGGCAGUACAUUUUGGCCAGUUCAUUUCCGGAAUGACUGGACAACUUCUGAUCUCCUUUAAUCUGAUGGACUUUGAGGAGCUCAACUAUCUCAGUUUGGCAGGUGGGGUGGGCUCCGUCAUCUUUUCCAUUCUGCUCCCACGCGUCCUCAGGGACGUCGAGGACGAGAAGGCACUGAAGGGCCAAAAGGCGGACGAAAAUGAUCCGGAACAACCCAUGAAACAAAUAGAGGAAGAGGGCGGGAAGGAUAAAAAAGAAUCGCCAUCCCCGAUCCCCACCGGACUCAACUACACAAGAAAUGUGGGGUUAGAAAAACAACCAUCACGUUGUCAACGGUGGCGUGAAGCCCCCACUCACUGGAAAAAUAACUUACGCUACGCCUACACCAAUCGGGACAUUAUUAAGUGGUCGGUGUGGUGGGCGAUGUCGUACGGCCUCUACAUCCAGGUCGAUCUCUACGUGGAAGGACUCUGGAAAGAGAUUGAGCACCACAGCCAUCAAAACGUGUACAACGGAGCGGUCCACGCUUCCCAUGCAAUCAUCAGUGUCGUUCUUGGUUUGAUUGUUGGCCGAACAAAGACCUGUUGGAUCAAGUGGGGUUGUCUUGUUUUCGGAGUGUCGACCUUCCUCCAGGGCGUCGCGUUGUUCGUCAUGGCAAAAACGCACGACUUGUACGUUGCCUAUGGAAUGUUCAUCCUGUUCCAGACCAUGUUCCAGGUUUUGGUCAUCAUUGCGAAAUCUCAAGUCGCAGAAUCCACCCGAGAAAGAAGUGAGGCCUUCAUCUUCGGGAUGAAUACACUCACGGCGUGCAUCAUUCACCUCCUUCUGACCAUGGCGGUCACCUCGCGGCACGGAUUCCACCUCCCAAUCCGCGACCAGUACUUCGUCUACGGCGUGUACGGCAUCCUCCUCGGCGUCGGAUUCGGUUGCUACGACCUGCCGAGCAAGUUGGCUGACAAAACCCAAAGUUGGAGACAUGAUGUGCGAAAUAGUAUGCGAAGAUUUGCCAAGGUGCGGGUGGAAGAUGAGAAAACUGCAAAUGAUGAAGAGAAAGAAAUGGAGACAAUUUCCGCAAAUAUGCCAUACUCCAUUCCGAGAGAGCACUGACAUGAAAUUUGCGAAAAAUAUGUACAUAUUUCUGAGUACUUUUAUGCGGUCCUGAAGUAUUAAAUAAUUCCCAAAAUAUUUUUGCAAAAUACAGAUAAAUGUUGAUAAAGGUGACAUUGAUUUAAAUAUGCAAAUAUCGUUAUUAAGCAGCUAGUAAAUAAUAACUGGAUAUGGAGUUGACUUAGAUAUACAUAAAAUUUCUAAAUGUUGUCUGAUGUUGCACUAUCACUACUUAUGUGGACUAAAAUACUCUUAUUGUAAUCCUGACAAAUUUAAAAUGUGAUCAAUUUGUUCAAUAAUAAAGGUGAAUAUUAAGCUAAUAACCUGCACCGCUGGAAAAACAAA